CCCACAGAACCAGCGAGCCUUCCUGGUGACGUGUUCUCUUGCUCCUUUCUGCUCAGGCAGCAGGGACUUCUCGCCCACACGCUGUAGCAGGCACUUGCCUCGGCAGAUGGGGUUGGGGCUUCCAAAUGGCCUCUGCUCAAGCCUGCAGCAUUAUCUGUGCCGAUUUACAACUCCAAUCACCCGUCUGUGAGAGUUCCUGUUAUCUACCUUCAACACUAGGCUUAAGCUCGCUGGUCUGUAACUGUUAGAAAGUCCACAAUGGCUACAGAGGUGAAGACCCAGUUGGCUGAACAUCCACUGAUGAGGGUUGAGCUGAAGCCUGAAAAGAAGUUAAAGCACCGGCCACGGAGCCACGGGAACAGCAGGCCACAGAAAGAACUGAUGAUCCCGGGGAUUGUGGAGUUUCAGCUGAUCCAAGCGGCACUGAGGACCCCCAAGCCCCCAACCCCUGCGGCCUACCGCUUCGGCCGCCUCAGCCACCACUCCUUCUUCUCCCGGCACCACCCCCACCCACAACGCGUGACCCACAUCCAAGAUCUCACCGGGAAGCCCGUCUGUGUUGUCAGAGACAACUUCUCUCUGGCCCCCUUGCCUCAAGCCACACUCUUAUCCUGCUGCCUGACGGGGAUGCCCACCAUCUCUGUCCCCAUCGGAGACCCGCAGUCCAAUCGGGACCCUCGGCUUUCCUAUGAGGCCUGGAAGAAGGAAUUGAAGAAUCUGGCUUCUCGGGUGGCCGUCUUCACCAAGGAAAGUGAGCUCAAGAGCAAAAAGCAGAAGGAGGAGGCUCAGCGGGAGCAGGGGGCAAAAUACUCAGCUGAGACUGGGAGGCUCAUCCCCACUUCCACCCAAGCCAUUGGCCGCCGCCACCACUCCCGCCAGGGCCCACGGAUUUAUCCUUCUGGCAAAGAUGGGGGAGUGGAGACCUUCACCCUGCAGGAUCAGGAGCUGCUGGGCGGCCUCAUCUUGCCUGGAAUUAGGUUCUCAGGUCCUGUGGGGAGGGGGCCCAGGGCAGGACUGCAGGGGCUCCACCUCCCACCGAGGGCCCCAGCUCCGGCCGACCAUAGCCACAGCGGCCCCCCUAGCUCAUCUGACACAGACCUGGAUCUUCCCUUGAUGACACUUGACUGGAGGACACAAGGGAAAGAGGGCCCCGAAGUGAUCCUGGAGCUCCUCUGUCAAAUCCUGCAGACAGAUUCCUUGAGCGCUAUCCAGCACUGGCUACUGCACGCGCCCCCAAAGGAGAAAGAUUUGGCCCUGGGGCUCCUGCAGACAGCGGUGGCACAGCUCCUUCCUCAGUCCCUAGACUCCAUACCGGUAGAAAAACCUCUGGAUCAGCUCCAGGAAGGACAAGAGCCAUCUCGAGAGAGGCAGCAGCCGCCCUGCAGCCAAUCCUUGAAGAGGACGAAGACACUGCCUCUACCCAAAGGCGACAAACCCGAGUAUAUUGGGAAAGCCCAGGUCCUCCGAAUGCAUUCAAGCCAGAACGCAACAGAGGAACCGUCAAAGCCAAAGGCAGAAUGCUGAGGAGUGCAAGCUGCUCUACCUGCCCCGUUCAAGAGCAGCCCCCAGGUUCAAGGUUGCUCCCAACCAUACCACCGCAACAGCAACCCCGACUUUGCUAUCACAAGGAGCCUAUUAAAAAUCUGCCUUCCCUUUAA
Hyaena hyaena (striped hyena) is the source of this 1658-nucleotide messenger RNA. It is a transcript of the gene TBATA, whose product is annotated as thymus, brain and testes associated. The coding region runs from base 259 to 1524 and encodes 421 amino acids. NCBI's taxonomy places the organism in Eukaryota, Metazoa, Chordata, Mammalia, Carnivora, Hyaenidae. The transcript has 13 exons. The record is from RefSeq and is a predicted model, not a curated record.